This is a messenger RNA of Eruca vesicaria subsp. sativa (arugula), 1847 nucleotides long. Lineage: Eukaryota; Viridiplantae; Streptophyta; Magnoliopsida; Brassicales; Brassicaceae. The record is from the annotation of a GenBank genome assembly.
UAGUAAUCUUCAUUAGUCAUGUGACGAUGAGUCUGAGCUAACUAACAUUCUUCAAUCAAUCUCUCUCUCACACACAAGAAAUUGAAAACCCUAACAACCUUCCCCAAACAAUGGCGCGCAAAUCCUCCGUCCUCCAACGAGCAGCAAUCGCCGUCAUCUCCGUUAUCUUCAUCUACGCAAUCCUCAACGCCUCCGUAAGCCGCUCCCUCCCUUCCUCAUCCGAUCGCCCCCACCAUCUCAUCCGCGAAGAACAACAAGCUCCGACUCCGAUCCAGCCCAAAGUUAGGGUUUACAUGUACGAUCUCCCCCUUAAAUUCACUUACGGCUUAAUCGAGCAGCACUCCAUCGUCCGAAGCGGCGGCAAACCCCCUCUCGAUGACGUCACAAAGCUCAAGUACCCGGGUCACCAACACAUGCACGAGUGGUACCUCUUCUCGGAUCUAAACCGACCCGAAUCGGAUCGAUCCGGUUCUCCAAUCGUACGCGUCUUGGAUCCCGCGGAAGCUGAUCUGUUCUACGUUCCUGUGUUCUCUUCGCUCAGCUUGAUCGUGAACGCGGGUCGCCCGGUGGAUCCUGGAUCGGGUUACAGCGAUGAGAAGAUGCAGGAAGGGUUGAUUGAUUGGCUCGAGCGUCAGGAGUGGUGGAGGAGGAACGGAGGGAGGGAUCAUGUGAUUCCCGCUGGAGAUCCGAAUGCUUUGUAUCGGAUCUUGGAUCGGGUUAAGAAUGCUGUUCUGCUGGUGGCGGAUUUUGGGAGGUUGAGGGCUGAUCAAGGGUCGUUUGUUAAAGAUGUGGUGAUACCUUACUCUCAUAGGGUUAAUGUCUUUGCUGGGGAGAUAGGUGUUGAGUCUCGUGACACGUUGCUCUUCUUCAUGGGUAAUCGUUAUCGUAAAGAUGGUGGGAAAGUUCGUGAUUUGCUAUUUCAAGUUCUUGAAAAGGAAGGAGAUGUGACGAUAAAACAUGGAACUCAGUCAAGAGAGAACAGACGAGCUGCUACGAAAGGAAUGCAUACUUCAAAGUUUUGUCUAAACCCUGCUGGUGAUACUCCAUCCGCUUGCAGGCUCUUUGACUCUAUUGUUAGCUUGUGUGUGCCCGUGAUUGUCAGCGAUAGCAUUGAGUUGCCUUUUGAAGAUGUUAUAGAUUACAGAAAGUUUUCGAUCUUUGUUGAGUCCAAUGUGGCCCUGAAGCCUGGGUUUCUCGUUAAGAAGCUGAGGAAGAUAGGAAGGAAGAAGAUAUUGGAGUAUCAGAGAGAGAUGAAAUCGGUAAGAAGGUAUUUUGACUAUGGGGACCCGAAUGGAGCAGUGAAGGAGAUUUGGCGUCAAGUCUCACAGAAGCUACCACUUAUCAAGCUAAUGAGUAACCGUGACAAACGCCUUGUCCUAAGAAACUCCACUGAGCCUGACUGCUCAUGUCUAUGCACAAACCAAACUGGUCUCAUCACUUCCCUAUAAAGAAUUCUCCAUUGUCUCCUGAGCGAGACCUAUCAGCUCUAGAGGAGCUCCGUACUCCUUGGCCCCGAGACUUGCAAAUGCAGAUGUCAGCCUCUCAUGGAUUUAACUUUCCCGGUCACGAAAUAGAUAAGUACACACGCAUAGCAACAUAUUCAUAAGGAAGAUAUAUUUGAAAAUGCUUCUUUUUAAUGUAGAUUCCAUUAGUUUUUUCUCGUACUUGGUACAGUGUCACACUUUAUACCCCCACCAACAUCCAUUCUUUUCUACCUCAUUUUUUACUCUGCGCAUGUCGUAGAAAAUGAAAGACAACACAAGCUUGUUUUCAUUUGUUUCUGCCAAUGUUUCAGAGAAUAUCACUCUUUGUAAGCCUUUGGGUCACGGACUCACGGGCCAUAAUAG